CCAUUCUUUCUCAUCCAUCCCAAGUCCUACUUGUGAUAUAAAAUAAAAUAGCAAGAAAAAAUAAUGGAAGCAUUUUCUUCAAAGUUCCUUCUCGUAACUUUUGCAUUUAGCUUCAUCACACACUCUAUACAGGCAAGUGAAACCAACACCUUAUUUAUUAGAAAUUCUUGUAGUUGCACAACUUAUCCAAGACUAUGCUAUGCAUCCCUAGUGAAGCAUGCCGAUUUUAUACAAACCAACCGUGUGCUUUUAACGGACACGGCCCUAAACGUGACUCUUGCAUCCGCGAAAUCAACCUCGGCUUUCAUGUCGACGCUCUCUAGAGACCGGGGUUUGAAGCCAAGAGAGGCUGCAGCUAUGAAGGAUUGCGUCGAAGUGUUGAGUGACUCGGUUGAUGAACUCAGAAGGUCUAUAGGUGAGAUGAGUCAUCUUAGGAAUUCAAAUUUUGAGUUAACAAUAAAUGAUGUACAAACUUGGGUUAGUGCUGCUUUGACGGAUGAGAGCACUUGUACCGAAGGAUUCCAAGAGAUUAAUGCAAAGGACAAUACUCAGACAAUAGUGAGAAGCAAAAUUGUUCAAGUAGCUCAAUUGACUAGCAAUGCUUUGGCUUUGAUAAACAAACUUGCUAACUCACGUGGUUAAUUUCGUAACUUCAAAAUUGUAGCAAAAUUAAUGUCAUUGAAGUGGAAGUCUAUAGAAGUUAUAUGGCAUCAAGUUGGAAGUUGGUACUCAAACUUAAGUGUGUGAAAAAUAGUAAAUAUGUUAACUAUUAUGGUUGUUGAAACUGAAGUUGUGUAAUUAGGUGUUUAAGAUUGUAACAGUUAUUGCUUCAUAUUUUAAGAUUGGACUUAAUUCUAAGUUGUAAAAACAAUUUGUAAGGUGGGGAUCGGUCUGUCUAAAAUGUAGAUAUAAAUGGCACUAUAGUGGAAACGAGAAAAUAGGUGGCUUAAUGGAUUUUUAAACAAAUCUUUUAUAUCAUCUUAAAA
Vicia villosa (hairy vetch) is the source of this 986-nucleotide messenger RNA. RefSeq names its product 21 kDa protein-like. The record is from RefSeq and is a predicted model, not a curated record. Gene Ontology annotation, biological process: negative regulation of catalytic activity. The transcript has a single exon. Gene Ontology annotation, molecular function: enzyme inhibitor activity. Lineage: Eukaryota; Viridiplantae; Streptophyta; Magnoliopsida; Fabales; Fabaceae. Bases 64 to 642 code for a protein of 192 amino acids.